AAUAAAAGGGAUUUAAGUUGACGUUGCGUCACGUGAGCUGGGCGCAUAAUACUGCGCGGUGUUAUGGCACGGGGAAGAAAACCGGAGCCCCGGUCUGACCAUAUGAUGCUGAUUAUAUGCGGUUUACCCCCACUUGCCAUGAGGGGAGUCUGGGCUUUCUAGUGUGUUUAUCGAGGGAAGAAAAGCAAAGAGAAGCAGAGUGAAAGAGAGAGGAUCCUGGGUUUGUGGAUGUAUUACACUGCUGUCACGGACGGAUAUGUUUUUCCACGCGGACAGAGUCAGAACCCGAGCUUUGGGAGGAUGGAUUUUAUUUUGAGAAAUCCAGCCCAGUAAGUUCAGGCCAUCGCACGGUCUCCGAGACACCUUGAACUGCCUUAGGUUCACCCGAGGAGGCCAUUGGCGGAGAGGCGUCACGUGAUCACAGGGUGCCAAUGUUAUUCUACAAGGGUGUCAAGACCCUGUCAGUUUCUGAAAUAAAUAUUGGGAAACGGCGAGAUGCAAAAGGCAACCUACUACGACAGCUCCGCAAUUUACAGUGGCUACCCAUAUCAAAGCGCAAAUGGCUUCAGUUAUGAUGCCAAUCAGGUUCAAUAUCCCCGGGCUUCUCAUGUGGAAAGUGAAUACCAUCGACCUGCCUGCUCCCUACAGUCUCCUGCUGGCUCCGUGGCCCUUCAGAAGCCGGGGGAGAUGGCGGAGAACUGCGACGGGACCGCAGCCAUUCAGGCGGCGCAGUCCAAGGGUCAUCCCGAAAGCAAUCAACCGCAGGUGCCGGUUUCAGGCCCACCUCCUCCCCCACAAUCCCCCGGUGCUAUCAGCCAAAACACAAACAACGGGCCCAGCCAGCCCAGUGCCAAGAACGGCUCUCCGACCUCCACUGCUCGCAACAAACAGAUCUUCCCCUGGAUGAAGGAAUCCCGCCAGACCACCAAGCAGAAACCCACCAGUAGCUCCAGUUCAGUGGAGAGUUGUCCCGGAGACAAGAGUCCUCCGGGGUCAGCAGCAUCGAAGAGGGCCCGGACAGCUUACACCAGUGCACAGCUUGUGGAGUUAGAGAAGGAGUUCCAUUUUAACCGGUACCUCUGCAGACCCCGGAGGGUAGAGAUGGCCAAUCUGCUCAACCUCACCGAGAGACAGAUCAAAAUCUGGUUCCAGAACCGCAGGAUGAAAUACAAGAAGGAUCAGAAAGGUGUCGGGAUGAUGCCUUCCCCUGGCGGACAGUCCCCUCGGAGUCCUGUGGGCCCGGCUUCCAGUGGUGGUGGAGGAUACCUCAACUCUAUGCAUUCUCUUGUAAACAGUGUACCUUAUGAAUCCCACUCCCCGACAUCUUACAGUAAACCUCAUCAAACCGCAUACGGUAUGGCCACGUCUUAUCCCCCUCCUUUGAACAGCUCCCUCAGCAACUGCCCGCCUUCCCAGAAGAGGUAUCCCGGCACAGACUCGGCCACGCCCGAGUAUGACGCGCAUCCUCUCCAAGGCAAUGGCAACUACGGGACUCACAUGCAAGGCAGCCCCGUUUAUGUCAGCGGAGGUUACAUCGACUCAGUGCCCAAUUCUGGGGCCUCUGUUUUCGGUCUGACCCACCUCCCGCACCCACCGUCCGCAAACAUGGACUACAAUGGAGCAAUCACAAUGGGUAACAGUCAGCAUCACGGAGUGUGUGAUCCGACACCGACGUACACAGACCUAACGCCGCACUACUCUCAGGGAAGAAUCCAGGAAGCGCCCAAACUGACGCAUCUGUAGCGGUGGCGCUGCCCGGAUCACUCCGCCCAUUGUCUUAUCCACCUCCAGACACUUUACUGCUUUGUUUCUGCGCCUUCCCACGGCUUCCAUCUUCUCUCUGCUUUUCCUUCUGUUUUUAUAGUCUGAUGUGUGUAGUAGUUUAGGAUAAAUAAUCACAAUUUGCUUGAUUUCUUCUCUAUUUGCUCGUCUCAUUGUCUCACAAAGACCUUUAUCUGGGCUGUAGGAUGUCUAGAGUGGGAGGGAGGGGGGUACAGUAUGCAUUGCCAUAUUUAAUCGUUUCUAAAAUCUUGUUUUAAAAUUGCAAACAGGGUAUUAUGAACAUAUGUUAUUCUUUUUAAUGUGAAUUAGUCGGUGUUUUAUUUAUCCGCAGCUGAAGAAUUGUGUUUUGCAUUUUGUUGCACUUGUGAAAGGAUCCUUCAGGAGCCAUGAGAACGGAUUGAGGGAGUUACGUUUUCAAAAAACAAGGGCCAUGAGCAUACACGCAACCUCCCCUUGCUUGUGUUUUGUUCUAUUGGACUUCUUCAGUGUUAUUUAUUUUAGUUGGUGUACAGAUUAGAGUCCUUUGGUAUUGUUUGACACUCCCGAGAUCUUCGUGUGGGGGAGAAGGUUGGUGGAGAAUUAGCGUCUCGGCCCUGGAUCCAGCCCAUACAUGCAGUGUGCAGCAGCAGCACGCCGUGGUGCACGUCUAAGCCUUGUUUUCAUUCUUAUCUUCUUCGAGGAGGUGUUUUAUUAGUUUUAUUAUCUCAGCGAAGGUAAAAUCAGUGAGUCAUGCAAUAAGGUUGGAAAGAAAGACACAGGUUAGCAAUGUUUUUUUUA
Molecule: messenger RNA, 2559 nt
Organism: Monopterus albus (swamp eel)
Lineage: Eukaryota; Metazoa; Chordata; Actinopteri; Synbranchiformes; Synbranchidae
Gene: hoxa3a
Product: homeobox A3a
Exons: 4
Coding region: 496-1743 (415 amino acids)
Biological process (GO): anterior/posterior pattern specification; regulation of transcription by RNA polymerase II; embryonic skeletal system morphogenesis
Cellular component (GO): nucleus
Molecular function (GO): RNA polymerase II cis-regulatory region sequence-specific DNA binding; DNA-binding transcription factor activity, RNA polymerase II-specific
Source: RefSeq, a predicted model, not a curated record